UGAGCUGGGGCAGCGGAGCCGGCUGCGCGCUGCUGACCGACAAUGCGUGACGGACGGUGCCACGCUGUACCCUGAUAUGUUCUGCACCGACUCGAGCGACGCCACUCUGCGGUGCACGUCUGAUCGCCAGUCGCUGGGGACCUGCGCAAUUUACCAGGACGAUAACAUCCCACCGGAGUUCCAGUACUUCGCCACCAAGCAGGGCUCCAGGCGAGGGGCCAUGAUGGAGUACUGCCCCUUCAUUGCGCCAAUGAAUGGCACAGGGUGCAUGGAUGGCGACGAGGCCAUCAUGCCUGGGAGCGUUGUUGGCCCGUCCUCGCGCUGCUUGACUGGGGAGAACCUUCGGAUGGGCAGUACGGUUGUUGGUGACGUGUGCGUGCAGUUGAGGUGUGGUGAGGGCACGCUAAGUGUGCGGUACAGGGGCAGCGAGGAGUGGCAUCCCUGUGCACCGGGACAGACGCUGACGCCCCCGGCGCCAUUCACGGCGGGCAGCAUAAGAUGCCCCUUGUUCAGCGAUGUCUGCCUCACCAUGUUGAAGCACAGUGAUGCGAGCAGCACCGAAGCGGAAAGCCACCCGAAACACCUUGCGAUGAUCAGAAAUAACGAUGGCAGCGCUCUGGCGGUCACUUCUGCGCCGCCUCUUCUCCUCCUCUUCAUUGUGAUCGGCACGGUGAUUGUCGCACCCUGA
Messenger RNA from Trypanosoma cruzi, 688 nucleotides. Its product is annotated as surface protease GP63, putative. Gene Ontology annotation, cellular component: membrane. Gene Ontology annotation, biological process: proteolysis; cell adhesion. The annotation marks the transcript as partial. NCBI's taxonomy places the organism in Eukaryota, Euglenozoa, Kinetoplastea, Trypanosomatida, Trypanosomatidae. The transcript has a single exon. Gene Ontology annotation, molecular function: metalloendopeptidase activity. The record is from RefSeq and is a predicted model, not a curated record.